Molecule: messenger RNA, 783 nt
Organism: Drosophila sechellia
Lineage: Eukaryota; Metazoa; Arthropoda; Insecta; Diptera; Drosophilidae
Product: SRSF protein kinase 1-like
Exons: 2
Coding region: 1-783 (260 amino acids)
Biological process (GO): peptidyl-serine phosphorylation; regulation of mRNA processing; spliceosomal complex assembly
Cellular component (GO): cytoplasm; nucleus
Molecular function (GO): protein serine/threonine kinase activity; ATP binding
Source: RefSeq, a predicted model, not a curated record
AUGAUAUUGCUGCGACAAACUACUGUUUGGCUGAGCUGGGACUUGCAGGCAAUGAGAUAUGUGGCAAUUAAAAUUUUCAAGUCGGCACCGCACUUUGCCGAGACGGUAAGGGACGAAAUAAAGAUACUCAAGACGGUGCGCGAGACCGAUCCAUCGAAUCCACGCCGUCGCAAAACCGUCCAGAUGCUGGACGACUUCAAGAUCACCGACCUUAAUGGCACCCAUAUUUGUAUUGUGUUCGAGAUGCUGGGUGACAAUCUACUGAAACUCAUACGGAAGUCCAACUUACGCGGUAUUCCACUGGCCAACGUCAAAGCUAUUACCCGCCAAGUGCUGGAGGGUCUUGACUAUCUUCGCACGUGCUGCCAGAUCAUUUACACGGACAUAAAGCCCGAGAAUGUCCUCCUGUGCGUGGACGAGCCUCAUGAAUGCAAUGUCAACGUAAAGAUCGCCGAUCUGGGCAACGCUUGUUGGCUUGAUCAUCACUUGACCGAGGACAUUCAAACGCGCCAAUAUCGGUCACUAGAAGUUAUUAUCGGUGCGGGCUAUAACACCUCUGCGGAUAUGUGGAGCACUGCAUGCAUGCUAUUCGAACUGGCCACCGGUGAGUAUCUUUUUGAGCCACACUCCGGCGAAUCGUACACCCGCGACGAGGACCAUUUGGCCCACAUCAUCGAGCUGCUGGGUCCAAUACCGCGGUACAUUUUGCACCUAUGCGGCGAAGUCGUUUACCCCGUUCCUGCGAGCUACGAAAUAUCUCGGGCCUUAAGCCCUGGGGCCUAA